Pseudozyma hubeiensis SY62 is the source of this 1731-nucleotide messenger RNA. RefSeq names its product isotrichodermin C-15 hydroxylase. The transcript is spliced from 3 exons. Gene Ontology annotation, molecular function: monooxygenase activity; heme binding; iron ion binding. The coding region runs from base 1 to 1731 and encodes 576 amino acids. NCBI's taxonomy places the organism in Eukaryota, Fungi, Basidiomycota, Ustilaginomycetes, Ustilaginales, Ustilaginaceae. The record is from RefSeq and is a predicted model, not a curated record.
AUGCAGAAGAGUCUGUCCAUGGCAGCGCGAUCUCUCGAGCUUGCCUUUAAUAAAGGCAUCUCUCGAUCAGCUGGCGAAAUCGAGACCCAUCUCCUCAUUGAGCCCCUAGCAACUCCUCCUACGAUGGUCAACGACACGAAUAUCAGUCGCCACGUAACAGACGUGCGCGAGUUUGGCCUUUUCGGACGCCCUUUCUGGGUUAAUCUCAUCUAUGCCUUCCUUCUAUACUCUGCCUUCCUCGGAUUCAAGUCAUGCUUCUUGCACAAGACGAGUCGGAUUCCCGGACCAUGGCUUCUGCACUGGACUAUGAUCCCCGCUCUCGUCCACUACGUCCGCGGCACCCAAUGGCAGUACGUCGACAAGAUGCACGAGCAAUACGGGCCCCUCUUCCGUCUCGGUUCGCGUCAGAUCUACGUCUCUGACAAGCACGCCAUCCGACAGCUGCUCGCCAAGGAGAAUUUGCCCAAGGUCAACUGGUACGCCUCCCUCUCUCGCGAUCCCAAGACAGCUGGCAUGUUCACCACCACCAACAAGGAGUACCAUCGAUCUCGUCGACGUCUGAUGAGCCCCGCUUUCGCGGUCGAGUUUACGCGACAGCUCGAACCGUUCCUCGUCGAUGCCACCACCAAGCUGUUCGAAGGCUACCACCAGCGGGUUGAGAAGGCGGUCGAUGCGAGCAAAGGUUUGACUUUCAAUCUGUACGAGGACCUUGCAUGUCUCGCUAUGGAUAUCUUGGGAGAAACGGCCUUCGGUGUCAGCUUUAACCUCGUCGCUUGCCGAGACGACCCCGACGCCGAUCGCAAGUUCGUCGAGAUCAACAAGCUUCUGGCAAAGUACCUGCACGAUGGAGGGAUUCGAUUCUUCUGCCGUCCGUUCGACAAGUACAUGAAGCGCGAUCUGAACGUCUACAACCUCACCAACCCGCUGGUAGAUGCGCGUUUCGCCGAGACGGAAGCUAGACGUGCUCUCGCUGCUGCUGACGGAUCCGAGUCGUUGGAACUGGGCGAGUCCCGAAAAGACAUUCUGCAGUUCCUCGUCGAUGCAAGCCUGUCGAUGCAGAAGGGACAGAAAUCGCUGCUCACCCGCACGCACGUCCGCGACCAGUGCGUCGAACUCCUCAUCGCAGGUGGCGAGACCACCUCGAACACCAUCACGUACAUCAUCAAGUCCCUCCUCGACAACCCCUCGAAGCUCGCCAAGCUCUACUCCACCAUCCCUGCCGAACCGCUGGAUCUGCCCGUACCAGGAUUCACCGCGCUUCCGGACACGCCUUACCUCGACGCCUGCAUUCAGGAAGGGAUGCGCAUGAACCCUGUCACCUCCGAACUUGGUCGUCGAACCGGCAAGGAGUCCACCGUCGUUCUCGGCCACGUCAUCCCCCCACGCACCGCUAUUUCCGCUUCGCUGCGUUAUCUGCACUACUCCCCUUCCUACUGGCCUUCCCCUCACCGCUACUGGCCGGAACGCUUCCUGCCCCGCGAAUCCGAGUUGUUGCAGGACGAUCCAGCUCCAGCCGCGGAUAUGGACGCAUUCAUGCCGUUCGGUUGCGGUCCGCGCAACUGCAUCGGAAGCAAGUUCGCAUGGCACGAGAUGAGGAUGGUUCUGCACACCUUGUUGGCAAGGUACACGGUGGAAAAGAUGGAGGAGGAGGUGGAAUUCAGACAGUUUGUCACGUUCCAGCUGAAGAAACCCGAGUAUAGGAUCAAGGUUACUCCGAGGAUGGCGGGAUAG